Molecule: messenger RNA, 1668 nt
Organism: Meriones unguiculatus (Mongolian gerbil)
Lineage: Eukaryota; Metazoa; Chordata; Mammalia; Rodentia; Muridae
Gene: Fam89b
Product: family with sequence similarity 89 member B
Exons: 2
Coding region: 601-1170 (189 amino acids)
Biological process (GO): positive regulation of cell migration; negative regulation of transforming growth factor beta receptor signaling pathway; establishment of cell polarity
Cellular component (GO): lamellipodium; cytoplasm
Molecular function (GO): transcription corepressor binding
Source: RefSeq, a predicted model, not a curated record
CGUCAGCCUCCUGGAAGACUGGUCCACCAGCAUUUGUGACCCAAACUCCCCCCUACACACACCUCCAGGACUUGAGUGCCACCAAAGUUCCAGUCCCCUUGGUGGCUUCCCUUUCCUCCUUUGAGCAUCUUGGUUCUGUCAUUCCAUCUUAUACCCCCUGGGGUGUCUACACGUGUGGGGUCCCAGCGAUGCCCAUUAAGAGCAGGGCACAGUCUUACCCCAGACUCCAGCACCCACAUCCCAGGCUUUUAGCAUCCUUCCCUUGGGAGAGGAAUCAUGUAGAGCCUAUGGUGUGGGAAUGAGGCAUUAAAAAGCUGCCCAAGAAUCCCUCCUGACCCUUUGUGCCUCGCCUCUCCCUCCCAGUGCUUUGGUGGGUUGCUGGGGCCCACAGUCGUCGCCCCCUUAAGGGAAGCCCCGCCUAAUGCAGCGGGGUGGAGCAUAGGCGGAGUCGGAGGAGCCUAGGAAGGAACAAAGCGCGGCCUGCGGGCGGCGGCUGGCUCCCUCCGGAGGCUGGGCCACCGGGAGCGGGGCCUGUGGGCUGCGGCCCGAGCGAAGCAUUGGAGGGCUUCGGGUGGCAUCGCGGGCCGCUCGGACCCGGGUAUGAACGGGCUCCCCUCAGCCGAGGCGCCGGGCGGCGCGGGUUGUGCUCUAGCCGGCCUCCCGCCGCUGCCGCGCGGCCUCAGCGGCCUCCUCAACGCCAGCGGGGGCUCGUGGAGGGAGCUGGAGCGCGUCUACAGUCAGCGGAGCCGCAUCCACGACGAGCUGAGCCGUGCCGCCCGCGCCCCGGACGGCCCCCGCCAAGCCGUGGGGGGCAGCAGCUCGGGCCCUGCAGCUGGCCCCCGCCGCCCGGUCAACCUGGACUCCGCGCUAGCCGCUCUGCGCAAGGAGAUGGUGGGGCUGCGACAGCUGGACAUGUCCCUGCUGUGCCAGCUGUGGGGCCUGUAUGAGUCGAUCCAGGACUACAAGCAUCUGUGCCAAGACCUGAGCUUAUGCCAGGACCUGUCGUCCUCCCUGCACUCGGACAGCUCCUACCCACCCGACGCUGGCCUGUCCGACGACGACGAGCCUCCCGACGCCAGCCUUCCCCCAGACCCUCCGCCGCUCACCGUGCCCCAGACCCACAACGCCCGUGACCAGUGGCUGCAGGACGCCUUCCAAAUCAGCCUCUGAGAAGCCGAGGUGGCUAGGAAUGCGCCCGCACAAAAGGCUCAAAACUUGCCCCUCCGCAAGUCCUUAGUGCCUGCUCCUUACCGGACCAUCUCACCUCACUCCAGGAGGGCAAGGCAUCUACCCAUCAGGCAAAGCGGCCGAGUCGCAGCCUCGGCCGGGUGCCCUGGGCUUCCACCUCUCCAACAUGUGUGCACCCUAGCUUGGCCAGCCCUUAGUCUGACCGUGGAGCUCAAAGUAUCUUGCACUCCCGCUGGCAUCUCUGGGACCGGGAUGAGUGCUUAGCUUCCAUCUCUUUUUACGUCUUUUGCUGCUACUUGCAGCUGCUGGCUCAGGGGCGUCCCUACCUGCGGCCCCAGGGUUUCACUACCUGGGACAAGGGCUCCAGGACCCAUCUCUGCAGCCUUUCAGGGCCAGAGAGGCUGAGGUCUCUAUGCUGGAUAUUUAAGUUUAGAGGCCAGUUCCUGGAUGGGAAAAUAAAUAAAUACUUUCAACAUUGUA